AUGACAUCAAACCAAAAUGAAAGAAAGUUCCCAGAAGAAGGACAGAAAGGAGUAAAAGAAAAUGAAAAUAAAGAAGAAAAUGUAAUUCAAUUUAUAUAUAAUAAAUUUAACGAACUUAAAGGUCAAUAUGAAAUUAUUCCAAAAGUGAAAGAUGAAAGAAAAACAAAAGAAUUAGAUGAUAAUGGUAUUAAGGUUAAACAAAGAAAUAAAACAUUGGAAACAUUUAAAAUUAUUAAACAACUAGAAGAAUGGAUAGAAAAAAGAAUAAACGAUAUAUUAUUUGAUUCAGAUAUUGAUGGAUGGAAUAUUACUACAUCAGUAUUUGAUCAAAGAUUAAUGAAUAAAGAGAAUCUAAUAAUUCUCAUUAAAGAUACAGAAGAUAAUCUUUUUGGAGGAUAUGUUCAUUCUAAAAUUGAUAACAAUUGCCCAAAUUCAUUUUUAUUUUCAUUAAAGAUAAAAGGAAGAAUAAAAGGAAUGAAGAAAUUGAAGAUUCAGAAUAUGCAAUUUAUAUAUUCAAAAGAACAGAUGAUAGUUUGUUUUCAUUUGGAUAUAGUGGAAUAUUUGGUUGUCUUAGUGAUAUUUUUGUUUAUAAAGAAAAUAAUAAAACAAAUUCAUAUUGUUAUCAAGAGACAUUUGAAUAUAAAGGAAUAG
Entamoeba nuttalli P19 is the source of this 651-nucleotide messenger RNA. RefSeq lists its product as hypothetical. The transcript has a single exon. The record is from RefSeq and is a predicted model, not a curated record. The coding region runs from base 1 to 651 and encodes 216 amino acids. Lineage: Eukaryota; Evosea; Mastigamoebida; Endamoebidae.